Gadus chalcogrammus (walleye pollock) is the source of this 4703-nucleotide messenger RNA. Its product is annotated as interleukin-1 receptor accessory protein-like 1-B. Gene Ontology annotation, biological process: negative regulation of exocytosis; signal transduction. The coding region runs from base 68 to 1447 and encodes 459 amino acids. Lineage: Eukaryota; Metazoa; Chordata; Actinopteri; Gadiformes; Gadidae. The transcript has 6 exons. The record is from RefSeq and is a predicted model, not a curated record.
CGUGGCUCGGGCCAGGUGAGGCUGCAGGUCAGGCUAUCAUCCACUCAAACUCCCACAAAAUGUAUGCAUGAACUCCACGUACUGCAUGAAGGUGUCCAUGUCGCUGACGGUGUCGGAGAACGACACCGACCUCUGCUACAACUCCCUGAUGAGGUUCUCCGAGAAGGCGGAGCUCAGCAAGAACAAGGAGAUCACCUGCCCAGGGAUAGAUGAUUACAUACAGCCCGGGGUGGAGCCCGAGAUCACCUGGUACAAGGAGUGCAAGCCAAAGCAAUGGCGUCCGACCGUGCUCCGAACCCGAGACACGCUGUCCAUCCAGGAAGUCCUGGAGGAUGACAUCGGGAAUUACACGUGCGAGCUGCAGUUCGGGAGUUUCCUGGUGCGACGGACAACCGAAUUAUCGGUCACAGAGAACAAGGACUACGACGCCUACCUGUCCUACACCAAGGUGGAGCCCGACCAGUGGAGCCAGGAGACGCGGGAGGAGGAGCGCUUCGCCCUGGAGAUCCUCCCUGACGUGCUCGAAAAGCAUUUUGGGUAUAAACUCUUCAUUCCAGACAGGGACUUGAUCCCCACCGGAAGUUUCACCAACGAUCAUUUCCAGGAUGACACCAGACUACUUAGAGCCUACAUCGAGGACGUGGCGCGCUGCGUGGACCAGAGCAAGCGGCUGAUCAUCGUCAUGACGCCCAACUACGUGGUGCGCCGCGGCUGGAGCAUCUUUGAGCUGGAGACGCGCCUGCGCAACAUGCUGGCCAGCGGCGAGAUCAAGGUGAUCCUGAUCGAGUGCGCCGAGCUGCGCGGCAUCAUGAACUACCAGGAGGUGGAGGCCCUGAAGCACAGCAUCAAGACCCUCACCGUCAUCAAGUGGCGCGGCGCCGACGCCAGCAACCCCCUCGCCUCCAAGUUCUGGAAGCAGCUGCGCUUCGAGAUGCCGUACCGUCACGCCGAGCCCGACCUGGGCGUGGCGCCGCACGAGCGGGCGCUGGACGUCAGCGAGCAGGGCCCCUUCGGCGAGCUGCAGACCGUGUCGGCCAUCUCCAUGGCGGCGGCCACCACGACCGCCAUGGCGACGGCGGGGCACCCCACCCUGCGCGCGUCGUUCCACAGCUCGCAGUGCCACGCGCAGGUGCGGCAGCAGAAACACUACUACCACCACGGCGGGUACGACUACGACCUGCCGCAGCACGGGGGCACGCUGCCGUCCCUGUCGUCGCUGCAGCAUCAGCAUCAGCAUCAGCAGGGCGGCGGCGGCGGCGGCGGGCAGCAGCACACGUACUGCAACAUCCCCAUGACGCUGCUCAACGGCGGGCAGCAGCGGGGCGGGCAGUCCGCCAGGUCGCCGCGGCAACGGAGCCUGGAGGAGGCGAUGGCGACGCAGCAUCCGGCCAACGCCAUGCUGCCGCUGUUGCCCCGGGAGACGAGCAUCUCCAGUGUUAUCUGGUGAUGGCCAGGCCGGUUAGAAAUGUUGGCGGAUUGGACGAACGCGAGAGCGCCGGUUGAGAAGGACCGUGGGCAGUUUGACCGGAAGACGGGAUCAGUUCUUUUGAACUGUUGGGGUUUUUGGAGGGAGUCGCGCGUUUCGGCGUUUGGCACUAGCUAGCUCGCCGCAGGACUGUCCACGUGCUGCUGCAGCUGGGUUUGCACCAAUUGGAACACAGAGGGGGAGUCGGAGCCGCUUGACAAUGGAGGCGAGGGAUUAUGGGAUGUGAGGGUCUUUUUUGCUGGCUUUUUUCUUUUUCGGCUGUUUGCGUUCCUUUCGUCUGAAAAGAGCUUUCGCGGGAAUUAAACACUGGACAAUCGAGAGGAACUCUUCGUUUUUUUUACAUGCCUGACAGAAAAAAUAAAACGUACCUAACACAAAUGGACACCAACUCUUGAUUACCCAGAGACUCAAGGAAUACAGGGUUCUGUACAUAAGGUUUUCUAAUUCUUUGUAGCAUCUGUUUUUUUUUUUCUCUCGCUAUCUUGUAUUUUAUCAUGGUUUUUGGGAACCUUUUUUUAUUUUAACUUUCUUUUAUAUAUCAUUUUGUUCUGGAUUUGUGCAAAAGUGAAGCAAUGGGCUGUGGUGUGUGUUAAAAUAUUGUUUCUUUAAUCCUAACUUGCUGUUGGCUCACAAAGUCAAUAAAGGGCGAGUUUCAAGUCGGACGGGGGUUGGGUCAAAAGAGAAACAACGAUAGUUUGAUUUAAAUUUGUUUGUACUUAAACUUCGUCUUCUCUCGGUCAGUCGGGCCGUCGGGACUGAGUAAUAUAAUCUGGUACUCGCUCCACCAGGUAACUAGAUUAUGCAAAAAUACACUGAAGGAAAGGAAGACGCCCAAAAGAUAGUUUUAUAUUCCGUCUUAAAUGAUCACGUCAGCUGAACGCAAAUUACGAAGUUGUGGAGACAACACUUUAUCCGAGAUGAGAGAUUUGAGGAGAAAACACUGGUGCUCACAUUGUUCACACCACAAUCCAUUCCUGACAUUGUUUAAUGCUCUCUCUAUCACCCUCUCUCUCUCUCUCUCUCUCUCUCUCUCUCUCUCUCUCUCUCUCUCUCUCUCUCUCUCUCUCUCUCUCUAUCUCUUACACACACUGUCUCUCUGCCUCUGGAUGAUAUUUACUUUUUUAAGACAAAAAUACAGCCUUGCUAUUUACUUUAAAAGAAGAAUAUAUAUGUAUAUCACCUAAAACUAAAAUAAGUGGGUUAUUUUAUGAAAAAAAGGGGGUCUAUUUUUGUAACCGAGGAAUAUUUGCUUAGAAAAGAGAUAUAACCUAUAUAUAAGCGGUUUGGGAGAGGAAAGAACGAAACACGGAACCAUCGCCAAAAAAAAUGUCAAUCUCGAUAUACUGCGUAACUCAAAAUAAAGUAAUAAUCAAUAGACGGCCAUUCGCGAUACGUCUUAUCCGUACCGAUCAGUAAAAACGCCGUAAUAAACCGCAACUUCAACAUGUGUCACUCAACCAAGUAUGCAACUCAGUGCGUUUUUUUUUCCGAUCAACCCUACCGAUGUCUGUUUACGAUCGCGUUUGUUUGUUUUCGGUGCAGGGCGGUCGCUGGACGGUAGAUACGCGAGUCAAGACACGCGUAUCAUGCGUCGCUUUGUUUUCGGUACGCAAUAAUGCGUAGCAGCAAAGACAUCGCGGAGAAUGCUCUCGCUGCGCACGCUCGAUCCAAAGCCUGUGAGCGAGAUGGGGCGAGUGUGCCCGAACUUCAACACGAAGGACCAAAUAAAGCUAGCAGACAGGGCUAACGGCACUACCCGCGUUUUUUUGUCGGCAAAACACAUCUGCGACAACUUAUAAUGAGAAACAAUAGUCUCGUUGAAUAGGGCUUUCAGGUCUACAUUUUGUUUUCCGCUACGGGCUCAUUCACACUUAAUCUGGCGCUUGCGGAGAUUAGCGCAGACUGCUGCGGCGAUGUGGGAGGAGUCACUUCCUGCCCUGUUUGUGACGUCAUGUUGUGAACUUUAACCCCUCCUCCCUCAUGGCGGGGCUGAACCGCCCUGGAAAGGGCAAACACAGCGGCGGUCGGUUUCUCUUACGUCUUCACAGCCGCUCGUUAAACAGCAGGAUGCUACGAUGCUAAGGCUACACGGUAAACACAACGUUCUUCCUCCCCUGGGAGUCUUCCGGUUUGAGUGCUGGCUUAUGUGAUUGGCUGCCGCAGCGUGACGUCGGGUUGCGUCUCUCAAAAAGUUUAAUCGGAUUACAUUUUUCUCCUCGCUCAAACGCAAGACCCCCAUUUCCGAACGGGCGUUUUCGCCGCAACACCUGAUUCCGUGUGAUAGGGCCUAGGGCUACGAGUUGCUGCUAGAUUGUCUCGCUUUGCCGACUAACACCACUGCACACAUAGAGUUGCUUUAUUCCGAUCGUUUUGACAGUUGGUUUUUGGACGAUUUUAGAAUUAUUAAAAAAUGUGUGUCAAUUGUUUCUCAAAUAAACAUCGGAGAAAAUCGUGCGUAAAAAAAUAUUAAUAUUCCCGAGAAGAUAGUCACUGGUAUUUUUCUCUUUUUUUGACCAAACGUCAGGAAUAAACAAAUUAUUUUCUGAUAACUGUAGUCGAGAAAGAAAUAACCAUAAUACGAGAAGACGCGUGCGAUCCCGUGAAAACGAACAGAAUGUAUAAAAAGAAAUGGGCCAAUGAGAAAAGACAUUUUGUAAGCGUACAAAAGGAGAUCACUAGCGAGGUACACCAAAGCAAAGAGGAUGGGCUGGAUUGCUUUAGAGAACUCUUCAGCCUCGAUUAGAAGGCCUAUUCAUCUGGGUUUAGCCUAGCCACUAUGAUGUCAUUAAUAUAUUAAUGUUUCCGGGGUUUUCUCCCUUACAUAUCGAUUAAAAUCGGUGCCAUUUCUUGAUUUUUACAAGAUUCAUUUAAAAAUAAACCAAUCUUUGAAUCGUGCACUUAUUCAACAUCUAUUAAGGGUAUUUCUUUUUUUUUGGUGUGAGAUAUGCAACCAUCCCUGAAGAACAGAAACAAUAAAUUAAAUGUUAUGUUUUCACAAGAUUGUUUUUUUUCCUUUCUCUGUCCUACUCAUCAGAGCUUAACAAGAAUAAUUUGCCUGAAAGAAGAACAGAUUCAUAUUUUUCUACACUUAAGCCCAGUGCAGAGUAUGAGGUCUGGGGAAAAAAAUAUGUCUUUGCCCUGAAAGGGGUUUUAAAAGCAUAGCAGAUAUUUUGAUAUUGGUUCACUCUCUUCUCUAAACAAAAGCAUCGAAACAAUC